CUAGUAAGCCGUACAGCAGACCAAUCAAAAUUAGACAACACUUUUGAAUGAUACCGUCCUGCUAUUUCAUUGCCUCAAAUCUCACCUCCCUUCCUAUAUAUUCCAUCUUUCCUUUUAUAGAUUUCACUCUUUGUCUAUCUAGCUUGUAGCUUCCCCUCAUCCAUCUAUAUAUAUCUUUCUUCUUCACAAGCUAUAGCAUAAGAGAGAAGAAUCUUCAAGAAUGGGCAGGGGCAAAGUACAGUUGAAGAGGAUAGAGAACAAGAUAAACAGACAAGUUACUUUCUCAAAGAGAAGAUCUGGUUUACUCAAAAAAGCCCAUGAAAUCUCUGUUCUUUGUGAUGCUGAGGUUGCUCUCAUUGUUUUCUCUACCAAAGGCAAACUUUCUGAAUUUUCCACGGAUUCUUGCAUGGAAAGGAUUCUUGAACGAUACGAUAGAUAUUCAACAACAGAUGGGCAACUUGUUGCUACUGAUUCUAUAUCACAGGGAAGUUGGAUUUUAGAGCAUGCAAAGCUUAAGGCGAAAAUAGAAGUUUUACAGAAAAAUCAAAGGCAUUACAUGGGUGAGGACCUAGAGUCUUUAAGUCUUAAGGAGCUUCAAAAUUUGGAAAACCAGCUCGAUUCAGCUCUUAAACACCUUCGAUCAAAAAAGAAUCAAAUCAUGUUCGAGUCGAUAUCUCAACUUCAGAAGACGGACAAGGCUUUACAGGAUAAAAAUCACAUGAUGUCAAAGAAGAUCAAGAACAAGGAAAAAGAGCUAGCUCAACCGAGUCCCCUGGAGCAACAAAACCAAGAGACUUCAUCUUUUGUUUUGCAAAAAACAUUGCAACCAUUCAAUGUCACCGGUGAUGUAUUCCAAGCCGUAGGCAACAGCGGAGAUGUGGAAGGGACUUCUCAACAACAAAACCAAACUAACACAAUGAUUCCAGCUUGGAUGCUCACGUAAGUUGAUGAAUAAGGGCCUUUGGCAAAUAACUGGCAACUGGAAGAUGCCAUCUACAAAAAUAUUUUUAUCUGUGUAAGUACUUUGUAUGCUAAUUUAAUGCAGGAAUGGAAAAAGUUAUACCUCAUCCUCAUCCUUUUGUUUUUGUGUAAUUGGAAGGUUUUGUUAAGACGGAUUUAGUUUUGUGUGCAAUAUACUUACUGAUGGGUGCAUUUUGUACAUAUAAUUGAAGUGUAAGCUGAUAUGAUGCAAUUUCAGGUCAAUAUUUAUCAUAUAUUCUAUA
Daucus carota subsp. sativus is the source of this 1223-nucleotide messenger RNA. RefSeq names its product truncated transcription factor CAULIFLOWER A. Gene Ontology annotation, cellular component: nucleus. Gene Ontology annotation, molecular function: protein dimerization activity; RNA polymerase II cis-regulatory region sequence-specific DNA binding; DNA-binding transcription factor activity, RNA polymerase II-specific. The transcript has 8 exons. The coding region runs from base 221 to 943 and encodes 240 amino acids. The record is from RefSeq and is a predicted model, not a curated record. Gene Ontology annotation, biological process: positive regulation of transcription by RNA polymerase II. NCBI's taxonomy places the organism in Eukaryota, Viridiplantae, Streptophyta, Magnoliopsida, Apiales, Apiaceae.